CGGAGCCAGAGCAUGCGGGGCGCGGCGCGGGCGGCCUGGGGGCGUGCGGGGCAGCUGUGGCCGCGACCCCCCGCCCCGGGCCCGCCCCCGCCGCCGCUCCUGCUGCUGCUCCUGCUCCCGGCCGUGCUGCUGGGCGGCGCGGGCGCGCAGUACUCCAGCGACCUGUGCAGCUGGAAGGGGAGUGGGCUGACGCACGAGACGCACAGGAAGGAGGUGGAGCAGGUGUAUCUGCGCUGCGUGGCGGGCGCUGUGGAGUGGAUGUACCCGACAGGUGCUCUCAUCGUUAACCUGCGGCCCAACACCUUCUCGCCUGCCCGGCACCUGACUGUGUGCAUCAAGCCCUUCAGGGACUCCUCGGGGGCCAAUAUUUAUUUGGAAAAAACUGGAGAACUGAGACUGCUGGUACCGGACGGGGACGGCAGGCCCGGCCGGGUGCAGUGCUUUGGCCUGGAGCAGGGCGGCCUGUUCGUGGAGGCCACGCCGCAGCAGGAUAUCGGCCGGAGGACCACGGGCUUCCAGUAUGAGCUGAUUAGGAGGCACAGGGCGUCAGACCUGCAUGAGCUGUCUGCCCCGUGCCGUCCCUGCAGUGACACCGAGGUGCUCCUAGCCGUCUGCACCAGCGACUUCGCCGUUCGAGGCUCCAUCCAGGAAGUCACCCACGAGCCCGAGCGGCAGGACUCAGCCAUCCACCUGCGCGUGAGCAGACUCUAUCGGCAGAAAAGCAGGGUCUUCGAGCCGGUGCCCGAGGGUGACGGCCACUGGCAGGGGCGUGUCAGGACGCUGCUGGAGUGUGGCGUGCGGCCAGGGCAUGGCGACUUUCUCUUUACCGGCCACAUGCACUUUGGGGAGGCGCGGCUUGGCUGUGCCCCACGCUUCAAAGACUUCCAGAGGAUGUACAGGGACGCCCAGGAGAGGGGACUGAACCCGUGCGAGGUUGGCAUGGACUGACGCUGGUGGAGUCCUUUGGGCGCUGCCCUCCCUUUUCCCAUGAGUCACGUGCUGCGGUGGGUGCUGCGGUCCGGUGGGCCGUGCAGUGGGGCCGCCUCUGGGGGCCGCAUGCCUGGGGCCCAGGCCUGAACCUGGUGCCCAGCUGUGGACGUUCUCGCCACACUGAACCCCAUGAGCUCCCAGCCAAGGACGCCCUGGCCAAUUGGAAAUGCUGUAAAAUGCAAACUAAGUUAUUAUAUUUUUUGGUAAAAAAGAAAUGUCCAUAGGAAACCAACUCCUGUGUCUUAAAAUGCCUUGGUUGGCCAUUUGAUACUGUUCUUAAAGACGUUUGAGUCACGGCGUCUGGCCUGGUGUUGGGGAAGCGCUGGCCAUUGGGCACAGUGGACGUGUGAAAAGGUGCCAUUCAGAGUUGUUUAUUCCACGACAGAGUUUAUGGAGCCAAAUAAUAUGUUUUUUAUUUUCAUUUUAUUUUUAAAGAAUGAGCUUGGCCAGCUGUAGUCCUUUUCGGACUGCUGGUUGUUUCCAUUCCAGAGAAUAAAGACCAGGAUCGACCAGC
Cercocebus atys (sooty mangabey) is the source of this 1504-nucleotide messenger RNA. It is a transcript of the gene METRNL, whose product is annotated as meteorin, glial cell differentiation regulator-like. The record is from RefSeq and is a predicted model, not a curated record. Gene Ontology annotation, molecular function: hormone activity. Gene Ontology annotation, biological process: energy homeostasis; positive regulation of brown fat cell differentiation. The coding region runs from base 13 to 948 and encodes 311 amino acids. Lineage: Eukaryota; Metazoa; Chordata; Mammalia; Primates; Cercopithecidae. The transcript is spliced from 4 exons.